Molecule: messenger RNA, 1071 nt
Organism: Microdochium trichocladiopsis
Lineage: Eukaryota; Fungi; Ascomycota; Sordariomycetes; Xylariales; Microdochiaceae
Product: ribonuclease P 40kDa subunit
Exons: 6
Coding region: 1-1071 (356 amino acids)
Biological process (GO): tRNA 3'-end processing; tRNA 5'-leader removal; endonucleolytic cleavage in ITS1 to separate SSU-rRNA from 5.8S rRNA and LSU-rRNA from tricistronic rRNA transcript (SSU-rRNA, 5.8S rRNA, LSU-rRNA)
Cellular component (GO): multimeric ribonuclease P complex; ribonuclease MRP complex
Molecular function (GO): ribonuclease P activity; ribonuclease MRP activity
Source: RefSeq, a predicted model, not a curated record
AUGCUUUCAUUCACGGCACCCAGCAUUUAUCACUCGCCGAAAUGCUUCGUUACGUACGGCACGAUGGGUCACCCGGAUCCUAAACAGCUGCCGGCAAAGGGGAAGCCAUGGUCCUCCUUCCUCGCACAAGACUUUGUGGAUCUCGUGCUGCCGCAGGGCGUGGCAGAGGCUGUGAAAGACAGGCUUGAGGCAGCACAGCUGUUGACGCCUACGUACCACCGCGUGAUUAUGAAGCUUGGUCAGGUUUUAGAGGGCGACUUCUUUACGGAGUACAUUAAGCUUGGAAACGUGAUCAUGUUGUCGGCCGGCAGGUUGGACGCGGAUGAUGUGUUCACACUCAAAGAUGGCACACUAUCACUAUAUCUCGCCAAGGAGACGUAUGAGCGAGCCGGACUCAUUGGCAAACCAUACGGCGUUAAAGGCAAACGGGGCAUCAAGCCCAGAUGGAUCGUGGAAUACGACCUCAGGCAUCCCUCGAUGCUUCACGGCAAGAAGGGUUUCGAGAGGCUUCUUUCAGCUUGCCACAAUGUACUCAACAAGCCAGUCACCUGGCUCUUCCGCAAUAUUUCCGAAGUUCCGUCAUCCGACCCUCUUCAAAAGCACUUUCCGGUCAAGUACACAUCCGCGCCGGGCCUUUCCAAGGAUCUCAGGACAUUGACACCAAGAUUGGCGAUGCCACACACAGCCCUCAAUGACCUUGGGCAUCUCGAAUUCGAUGAAUACAGCGUCGACAUAUAUGAGUGGCUGUCUUUGAUACGUCUUCAGAGUCCCCGCGUGGCUGCAGGUGACAAUGUAGAUCAGUACAUCUCAACAUACACGCCCCCGGGUCAUGUCGAGGAGAUUCGCGAAGAGGCCUUGUGCAAGCUGACCUGGGAGGGAUUCAUGCCUUCGUCGUGGACGCAGCGCUUGCUGGCUGAGAUUGUUCUUGCUGUGACGCCCAAGCAGUGGUUCGCCCUCAGUACUACGGCCUUCGCCAAAGGCACCAUCGGUGAAGCAUCGGAAUGUACGCUCAUGCGACCGCCGAAUGCUCCUGGGGAGUACUUUCUCUGGGAUAUCCACGGACAUUCCUGA